Batrachochytrium dendrobatidis JAM81 is the source of this 710-nucleotide messenger RNA. RefSeq lists its product as uncharacterized. Gene Ontology annotation, molecular function: structural constituent of ribosome. Lineage: Eukaryota; Fungi; Chytridiomycota; Chytridiomycetes; Rhizophydiales. Gene Ontology annotation, cellular component: ribosome; cytosolic large ribosomal subunit. The coding region runs from base 6 to 683 and encodes 225 amino acids. Gene Ontology annotation, biological process: translation; ribosomal large subunit assembly. The record is from RefSeq and is a predicted model, not a curated record. The transcript is spliced from 3 exons.
CAACAAUGGGUCGUCGUCCCGCUCGCUGCUACAGGUACUGUAAGAACAAGCCCUAUCCCAAGUCUCGUUUCUGUCGUGGUGUCCCUGACCCCAAGAUCAGAAUCUUUGAUUUGGGUCGUAAGAAGGCCAAUGUUGACGAGUUCCCCUGCACUGUCCAUUUGCUUUCUGACGAAUAUCAGCAGAUUUCUUCCGAGGCUCUUGAAGCUGCUCGUAUUUGUGCAAACAAGUAUAUUGUCAAGACAUCCGGAAAAGAUUCAUUCCACAUGAGAGUUCGUGUUCAUCCCUUCCAUGUUCUCCGCAUCAACAAGAUGUUGUCUUGUGCCGGAGCCGAUCGUCUUCAAACUGGUAUGCGUGGUGCUUUUGGUAAGCCCAUUGGAACCGUUGCUCGUGUGAACAUUGGUCAGGUCUUGAUCUCUAUCCGUACUCGUGACAACAACAAGGCUAUUGUUAUUGAAGCUCUUCGCCGUGCAAAGUACAAGUUCCCUGGUCGCCAAAAGCUCAUUGUCUCCAACAAGUGGGGUUUUACCAAACUCACUCGUGAGCAGUAUGUUGAAGAUCGUCAGGCAGGAAAGUUGCAGCCCGAUGGCUGUUACGUCAAGUACCUUGCCGAGAAGGGUCCCCUUGACAACUUCUUUAAGCGUGAACUCCGUUUGGCUGCAUCAGCUGGUAUUGCCGCCAACUAAAUUCAAAAAUAACAUUUAAAUCUAUCG